ACCCAGGAUGCACACACGUAUAUACGCACACCGUCGUCUCUAGAUAGCUAGUGAGUGCCUGUGUCCUUUUGCGUACAGCUACAGUGAUUUGCUGAGGAUAUGGAGAGCAGCUACGAUGACAGAUACAGCUCGAGAGAGAGUCGAAGUCGCGCCAGGGGGCGCUCUAUGAGCGGAUCGAAGUCCCGCUCCAGGUCGCGGUCCCGUAGUCGUGAGCGGCGGCGGCGGAGACGGAGUAGGACGCGGAGCCGUAGCAGGGAGCGCUCUUCCCGCUGGGAAAAGGACGACACGUACCGGAGACGAGUGAGAGUCGCAACUGUAGACUGAGUUGUGCACGAGAGCCCGAGCCUUGAUAAACAUUUCCUGACGUGUGUUUUGCACCCUCCACCCUCCCGGUCUCUGCUGUGUGUGGCUGUCGGGCAGCAGAGUGGCGACCGCUCAAGAGAUGGUAGAGAUGGAGCCAGGGAGAGAAGAGACGGCUCAAGCAGAGACCACGGCAGUAUUGAGGAUCCGACUGUGAUUAUGUUACGGAAUAUAAGGGAAUCCGUUCUCAAGGAGGAUGUGAGUUAAUGGGAAUGUAAUAGAUACAGUGCGUUCUAUUCUAUACGGCACCUUGAAGUAUGUGAAACAUGUGGAAUCAUGCUAUAAAAUACAUGUGUACAUACACAUGUAUACAUGCACUUGGGUCCUACUGAACGUGUACAGAUUGCUAAGGCACUUGGAGAUGAUGUUUCGUUUGUGAGGGACAUUCGCCUUGUGACCAGGAAAGGCUCCAGUAGUUUUGCUUUCGUGGAGUUUUACGAUGCAAAAGAUUCUGCGCGGUGGAUGGAGAAAAUCGAGGCUGACCCACUCUACCUGUGUGGCAGUAGAGUGGAUGUCGACUACAGUAGAGCCCAGAGGGACCAGUGGAGGGAUAGAAACAACGAGAGCAGAGACUGGGUCUGCUUCAAGUGUAACACAGUCAACUUCUCCCGGAGGAGGUUCUGCAUGACAUGUGACUGCACUAGAACAGAGUCUGACCAGUUUCAUGAAGAUGUUCGAAGUGGGAAGGAUACCGGACCUCGAGACGACAACGCCCCAUCAAACGUCCUCAUAAUGAAGGGGCUGGAUGUAAAUUCCACCGAGAGCUCUAUUCGAGGGGCUCUGGCCAGCCUGGAGGGACUUCAGCAGCCAGUGGAUGUGAGGAUCAUUCGAGACCACAUCACCAGCGCCUCGCGCGGGUUUUGCUUCCUGGAGUUCUCCAGUGGAGAGAUAACGUCAAUGGCACUUCGAAAAAUGCUGGAGCAAACACCUGCAUUCUUUGUCGAUGGAAGAAGAAUAACUGUGACGUAUGCUCGAGGCAACAACCCAAAAUCCACGGGAACCCACAACGUUGCUAAUGCAGCUAUCGCCCAGGCUCAGUGGUCCAUGUCUCUAGCUCCACAACUGAACUCUAGCCUCGGACAGACCCAGACCAGUCAACAGCAGGGUGCUCAAUGGCAUCAGGCACCAGUUCAGUACAGUCAGCCCCCAGCUAGCACCCAGCAGGAUCAGAGUGUCCACUCCACUAAUCAGCCAGCAUCUUCAUCUGCCGUUUCGACUGUGCCUGCCACGUCUAGUGCCGUGGCAUCCACUACUCAAGAAGCCUCUGACCUUCCUUCCACGUACUCGUACGACCCAACCUCUGGCUUCUACCACGACUCCUCCACCGGACUCUACUAUGAUCCAAAGACACAGUACCACUACAAUUCAAAGACUGGCAACUACUGCUUUUUUGAUGCUACUCAACAGGCCUACAUCCCUGUAGACAGCCAGGGGAAUCCAGUGGCGACAUCAGGCACCACCACGUCAGUGUCUACGUUAUCAGCAGUCGCCACCACCGCAGACACACAGCCAAGGAAAGCUGAAGUUACAAAGCCAUUAAAUGCUAAGAAGAUUGCCAAGGACAUGGAGAGGUGGGCAAAGACUGUGAAUGCAGCAAAGGCUUCUCAGAAGCAGCAGCUGAAGGCUCUCAUACAGCUGGAGAGGGCAGAGGUCGCAGUCCGGGGCGACACAGCCGGAGAUCAACAGCAGCAGCUGUCUCUGGGUACAGAGGUCAGGAGGAGUGGCAUCUCGCUGACCGCUGCUCUGGAGCAAGACACUGCCAGGGAGAAGGCAGCUCUCAGCACCCUGGCAGCAGAUGUCCCUGACAUCCCUGCUGGCCCCACCCCCUCCCUGCCUCCCGGGGCUGACUCUGACCCCGCCCACACUGACUGGGCCCAGCUGGCCUGCCUCGUCUGCAAGAGGAAGUUCCAGUCAAAGGAAGUCCUCGUCAAACACCAGCAGUUCUCAGACCUCCACAAGAAAAACCUGGCAAGUCUGAAACAGAAUGCAUCCAAAGCAGUUGCCCAGCAUCCACCACCACCAACUGAAGAACCUGCUGCUGAGAUGGUGUAUAGAGAUCGUGCCAAGGAACGACGGGAAAAGUAUGGGACCCCAGCCGUUGUCCCAGGCUGGAAGAAGAGGCUGGAGAGGGAGAUUGACAAGGCCAAAUUCUCAAAGUAUGAGCAGCCUACAGUUGAAGGACUAAAAGAAGAUAACCUGGGAAACAAAAUGUUACAGGCAAUGGGAUGGAAUGAAGGUCAAGGAUUGGGGAAAUCAAAUCAGGGAAUCGUGGAGCCCGUCAAGGCUGAGAUGCGGCAGGUCGGGGCCGGGCUUGGGGCGAGGGGCAGCUCACAUGGACUGUACAGUUCAGCUGGGACCUACCGAGAGACCCUCAGACAGCUCACCAAGUCUAGAUAUGACACUGUUUUUCAAGAAUGAGUGCCUUUUCUUCCUGUGUCUGACUACGAUUGAUCUUAAAACAUUGUUGGCGCUCAUACCCUCUAAAAGCCGGACCCUAGUGGAAUUUUCACGACACACCGUCCGUCGUAGUUAUGCGCAUGCGCCGAUAUAACGCGCUUCAACUUGGGCCUCGUUCUCGUCCAGCAACGAC
This is a messenger RNA of Geodia barretti, 2950 nucleotides long. NCBI's taxonomy places the organism in Eukaryota, Metazoa, Porifera, Demospongiae, Tetractinellida, Geodiidae. The record is from the annotation of a GenBank genome assembly.